Talaromyces stipitatus ATCC 10500 is the source of this 1965-nucleotide messenger RNA. RefSeq lists its product as uncharacterized. NCBI's taxonomy places the organism in Eukaryota, Fungi, Ascomycota, Eurotiomycetes, Eurotiales, Trichocomaceae. Bases 1 to 1965 code for a protein of 654 amino acids. The transcript is spliced from 2 exons. The record is from RefSeq and is a predicted model, not a curated record.
AUGGGCCCGAAAAGAGGUAAAAAGGGCACUCCGUGGCCAGAACCACGGUUUGCAGAUGACCCUGAUAUACGCGCAUAUGUAGCUGCAGCCAUCAAAGAUCUCGAGGCACUGAAGAAGCACCAAGAAGCACUGGAGAUUGGCAUGCCCCGUGAGCUCUCUACUUCCGUGGUUGACGCGGUGAAGAAUACGCCUACGAAUGAGCAACUAGCGCAGCGGCUCGCGAAGGUCGAAUUACACGUGGAAAAGACGCAGAAAGAGGUAUCUCAGGCCUCUCGAGAGAUUACUACGACCAAAAGCAACACGAACCGCCUGGUGGAGGCAAUAUGCCACCCAACAUCCCCAGGGACACGUACCGCGAAAAAUUCUCCAAGCUUCAGUCACGUGACAACUAGCUCAGAGUCGUACGUACAGGCCUGGGGACGUAAGGUGCCCUCGAACCCUCCCACGGUCCCUAGCGUGGGAUUGAGUAGUGGAGGAAGCUUGCCAUCAACCCCAUAUCCAAGCCAGGAGGACCUAGAGGUCUAUCUGGAACAUACCGAUCCAAAUAUCCUCAACCCGAUACGUCGAUUCCCGGAUAAGGUGGUGGAGAAGGCAAAUCUCGCAAUACGCAGCACUCAAGACACCACCAUCGCACAUCGACGAAUUGCGGCAGCCCGUAUACUACCUAGUGGCGAUAUUAUACUCUUACUAGGCACAGUGGACGACGUCGACCAGCUUACCCGCAAGAAGGACUGGAUUAGGGCAUUCGGAAACGAAGCACGUAUACGAAAACGUACAUGGGGCGUCGUCGUACACGGCGUCAACACGAAUAUCAACCCCAAACAGCCUCAAUUCAUAACCACGCUUACCUCAGAGAACGCCCCGGUGUUCGCGCAGCUUCCAGCCUCUAUGAAUGUCACACACACGGGCUGGCUCCUAAGCGAGUAUAAGAUCAAGGAACAGAAGCUCACAAAUGCCCACCUUGUAGUCAUAUUUGAUGAUGAAAGGAUUGCUAAUUUUGCAAUCCAACGCGGCCUUAUUAUUAAGGGAAGACAGCACAAUGUCUCAAUAUACGACAAAGCAGCCAAUCUCCAGCAGUGCUUCAAGUGUCAGAUGUAUAAACAUAUCGCCAGGCACUGUCAGCGCCAGAUCUGCUGCGCGUACUGCGCUGGAUCUCAUGAUACAGGGGAUUGCCCUACACCGAAAGAGAAAGAAUACGCUAAAUGUGCUAAUUGCACCGCAGAAAAUGUCCAUAUCAAAGAUCCUGCCAAGAGACUCAAUACGAAACACUUUGCGUACGCGAGGGAGUGCCCGAUACGAGCUACAUGCCUCGCAGAGGCACAUCAACGACGUACAUACGGCCCACAAUAUCACACUCCUGUGAUACGACCUGGCAAUAGUCAGCCCGGAGCCAUCUCACCAAAUGACCCUACACCAGCUGAAGCAGCCAAUACAGAGCGAAGUCCUCGCGCACCGGCUCGUACAGCCACCACACGUCGAUCUGCCAACUCAAGAAGUAAGAGCGCAGCAGCCGCCCGAAAACGAGUGGCAGAACGAUCUGAGCCCGAGCCGAUAAGCCCUACAUCAGGUGACCCUACCAAUAGAUCCUCGAAAAAGCCUAUGAGAGCGCAGUGGGAUAAAGAUCUAGUUAUAGAUGCAGAUCCUAAUCCUGAACCUAAGACAGGACCUGAGACCCAGAUCAAAUAUACAUAUAACACACGUGCACGUCAGGAUACAAAGCCUCCACCAGGAACCCCGGUUCUGCAAUCAGAUAUUGCUCCACUAGAAAUUUCACAUGUGCAAGCUGUUAGGACUGUCCGCCGAAGUAAGAGUGUGCGUACGAUCCCAGACGAUGACUCAUCUGAGGAUGAACUUACCCAGCCAUCAAUCCACGAAGCCCCUCAGGAUCCAAUCGAGCCAGCUCAGGAGGCUGAUACGCUAAUGACCACGAACCUUGAAGACAGCACCUGGGCUAACAAUCAGUAA